Molecule: messenger RNA, 273 nt
Organism: Acanthoscelides obtectus
Lineage: Eukaryota; Metazoa; Arthropoda; Insecta; Coleoptera; Chrysomelidae
Source: the annotation of a GenBank genome assembly
AUGAGGUUGUCCAGACCGAAGGUGCUGUUUUGUUCACCAAGAACUGUGGAUAAGAUUUUAUUGAAUUUACACGAAUAUCCUUUUGUUCAUACUGUGCGGCGCAGCGCUUUUGGUUUGUACGACAACCCGCGCAGAUUCGCGCCGAUUUGCGCUGCUCUGAACAAGCGCGAACGCGAUCCGGCAGUUGUCGGUACAUCAAAGAAAAACAUAUGUUUGUGCUUGUUUGGUUUGGACGUGAAAACGUACGCUGGUCAUUUAAUUAGGUGUUUAUAA